Molecule: messenger RNA, 1153 nt
Organism: Anopheles funestus (African malaria mosquito)
Lineage: Eukaryota; Metazoa; Arthropoda; Insecta; Diptera; Culicidae
Gene: Cdk1
Product: cyclin-dependent kinase 1
Exons: 2
Coding region: 136-1032 (298 amino acids)
Biological process (GO): protein phosphorylation; mitotic G2 DNA damage checkpoint signaling; G2/M transition of mitotic cell cycle
Cellular component (GO): nucleus
Molecular function (GO): ATP binding; cyclin-dependent protein serine/threonine kinase activity; RNA polymerase II CTD heptapeptide repeat kinase activity
Source: RefSeq, a predicted model, not a curated record
UCAUUACGCGCUCGAUUUUGUUUACAACGCUGCGGCUCGAGGUAGGCAUUUAAUUUCGGUUCCAGUUUUGUGGUAAUUGUCCGGCAAGACAAAAGGACACGGUUUUCGUGCUGUAAAGGUAACACACCGAGCACGAUGGAACACUUUCAGAAGAUUGAAAAGAUUGGCGAGGGUACGUACGGGGUAGUGUACAAGGGACGUAACAAGUUGACCGGUGAGAUCGUGGCAAUGAAGAAAAUCCGGUUGGAAACGGAAGACGAGGGUAUACCAUCGACGGCGAUCAGAGAGAUCUCCCUGCUGAAAGAGCUGAAACACCGGAAUGUGGUUUCGCUGAUAGAUGUGCUGAUGGAGGAGAACCGUUUGUAUCUGAUCUUCGAGUUUCUGUCGAUGGAUCUGAAGAAGUACAUGGACAGCCUGCCGCCGGAGAAGAUGAUCGAUUCGGACCUGGUGAAAAGCUACAUGUAUCAGAUAACGGCCGCGAUGUUGUUCUGUCAUAAACGGCGCGUCCUACACCGUGAUCUGAAACCACAGAACUUGCUCAUCAACAAGGAAGGUGUGAUAAAGGUGGCCGAUUUUGGAUUGGGCCGUUCGUUUGGUAUUCCGGUGCGCAACUACACACACGAGAUCGUGACGCUCUGGUAUCGAGCGCCGGAAGUGUUGCUUGGAUCGCCGCGCUACUCCUGCCCGGUGGAUAUCUGGUCGAUUGGAUGCAUUUUUGCGGAGAUGGCCACCCGGAAGCCCCUAUUCCAAGGUGAUUCGGAGAUCGAUCAGCUGUUCCGGAUGUUCCGCAUACUGCGCACACCGACGGAAGAAAUUUGGCCGGGAGUAACUUCGCUGCCGGACUACAAGUCAACAUUCCCGUGCUGGACGCAGAACAAUCUCGCUAGUCAGGUGUCGAACCUGGAUUCGACGGGUAUCGAUCUACUGCAGAAGUGUCUUAUCUACGAUCCGAUAUUGCGCAUUUCGGCAAAGAAAAUCCUCGAACACAAGUACUUCGAUGGGUUCGAGCGGUGCAACAUACCGACGGAAUAAUCCCGACCAUCCUUUGCCGUACAGUCUCUCUAACUCUCGCUUUUAAGUUUUGUAUGAUCGAGUUGAAUACUCGCUUGUUAGUCGGCUUAGAAAUACGAUGCCGCGUGGAAUAUCUACUGUA